Molecule: messenger RNA, 1117 nt
Organism: Arabidopsis thaliana (thale cress)
Lineage: Eukaryota; Viridiplantae; Streptophyta; Magnoliopsida; Brassicales; Brassicaceae
Gene: ATG8G
Product: Ubiquitin-like superfamily protein
Exons: 6
Coding region: 175-540 (121 amino acids)
Cellular component (GO): vacuolar membrane; cytoskeleton; autophagosome
Source: RefSeq, marked reviewed
AUUCACUAAUUCGAUAAUCUUUCGGUAAACAAAAAAGGAAAAGGUUACACGAAUUGUAUAUAUACACAUAUAACUGUGACGAUCGCAGUCGAAGAUUAAUUGAAUCACACAAAGUCGAAUCCAAAGUUUUUGAUCUUAACCAAGUCGCAUAAUCCAGAGAGGAAUCAAAAGAAGAUGAGUAACGUCAGCUUCAGGCAGGAUCAUGAUUUCGAGAAGAGGAAAGCUGAGGCUUUAAGGAUCAGAGAGAAGUAUUCUGACAGAGUCCCGGUGAUUGUGGAGAAGUCAGAGAAAAGUGAUAUCCCAAACAUUGACAAGAAGAAAUACCUUGUCCCAGCUGAUCUAACGGUAGGCCAGUUUGUGUAUGUGAUUCGUAAGAGAAUCCAACUUAGUGCAGAGAAAGCUAUCUUCAUCUUUGUUGAUAAUGUUCUUCCUCCCACCGGAGCGAUGAUGUCAACCAUUUACGAUGAGAAUAAGGAAGAAGACGGCUUCUUGUAUGUUACCUACAGUGGGGAAAACACUUUUGGAUCGUCAAUGACUUAAUUUGGUGUUCUUGCUUUUAAUUGAAUGUAAAUAUUCCAUUUUCUUUUCUUGUCCGUGAACUUGCUUAGAUGCGGAUAUGAUUAUUAUGGCUUAUGUAGGCACAACCAAUCGGUUUGCAAACAAAGUGUUGGUUUUUUUAUCCUCUGUUUUUUUCUUUGGUCUAUAUCUAUCUUUCUCUUUCUGUGCCUUGCUCGAGCAUCACACACAUCAUAUGUUGCACCUUCACAGACCACACGAGCUACAAGAGCCAGGUACAAAGUGUUAGUUUGGUUUUGGUUUGAGAAAUUAGAGUUUUGUCCCGGCAAUUCCGGGUCGAGCCCACGGAGGCUGUUGGGCUUUAUCUAGACCACAAUGAAGAACGAUUGUGGGCUAGGCCGACGUGGCGGUAAAAGACAAAUCACAUGGGGAAGCGCCACGUGUUAAAGUUAGCGGCAAUGGCGGCUUGGGGUUGCGGUUAGGGCACGACCUUCACGAACAACACAAAAACAGAGCGGUGAUGGUCCACGCACACUUGUCUGCUGUUUCUCGACCCCACACGUUCUUCACUCUGCAUUUUCCUUCCAUAAUGUAUUCUCCC